Molecule: messenger RNA, 2089 nt
Organism: Hemicordylus capensis (graceful crag lizard)
Lineage: Eukaryota; Metazoa; Chordata; Lepidosauria; Squamata; Cordylidae
Product: transcription factor CP2-like protein 1
Exons: 15
Coding region: 1-1425 (474 amino acids)
Biological process (GO): regulation of transcription by RNA polymerase II
Cellular component (GO): nucleus
Molecular function (GO): RNA polymerase II cis-regulatory region sequence-specific DNA binding; DNA-binding transcription activator activity, RNA polymerase II-specific
Source: RefSeq, a predicted model, not a curated record
AUGCCACCACCAGGCAGUCUGGCUCUGGAAUGCUUCUGUGAAAUAAAUGAGGCUGACAGACAGGAGCCUCUGCCAUUGCCGUUCCUUAAACAGGAGGAACCAAACAGUAUUUCGACAUCAGGUGAGCAGCACUGUCCCUCUUUUCAGUAUGUCCUAUGUGCUGUCACCUCGCCAGCUGUCAAACAACAUGAGGAAACCCUCACCUAUCUCAACCAAGGGCAGUCAUAUGAGAUCCGGAUGCUGUGUAACCCCAAGAUGGGAGAGUUUGUAGAAGGUCGCAAGUUGCUGAAGAGUGUGGUCAGGGUGAUAUUUCAUGACCGAAGACUGCAAUAUACAGAGCACCAGCAGUUGGAGGGAUGGAGGUGGAAUCGGCCAGGAGACCGCAUCCUAGAUAUUGAUAUCCCCAUGUCUGUAGGCAUUCUUGAACCUCAUAUCCAUCCUACUUUGCUGAAUACCGUGGAAUUUAUAUGGGACCCAACUAAGCGGACUUCAGUCUUUGUCCAGGUCCACUGCAUUAGUACUGAAUUCACACUGCGCAAAAAUGGCGGGGAGAAAGGGGUGCCUUUUCGCAUCCAGGUGGACACCUUUAGGCCCAACGAGAAGGACGAAUAUGUGGAGCAUUUGCACUCGGCCAGCUGUCUCAUCAAGGUCUUCAAGCCAAAAGGAGCAGACAGGAAGCAGAAAACAGAUCGGGAAAAGAUUGAAAAGCAGUCCCUCCAGGAGCGGGAGAAGUACCAGCCUUCAUAUGACAGCACAAUGCUGGCAGAGUGCGCCCCAUGGCCAGAAGCUUCUAGCAGUGUCCACAGCCCUCCAGCCACCCCUGGCCUCGUCUCUCCACACUCCUUCAAGUUUCAGACCCCUGAAAGGGUCUGCUCCUCACCCAGCUAUGCUUUGGACAGCUCAUCAGAGAGCAUGGCAGAGACCCUGAGCCCGAGUGCCUCCAUUCUGGAAACUCAACAGUGGCUGCACAAGAACAGGUUCUCCAAUUAUGCCCGAAUUUUCACUAGCUAUACAGGAGCAGACUUAUUAAAGCUCUCUCGCAGUGACCUUGUACAGAUCUGUGGAACGGCAGAUGGAAUUAGGCUCUCCAAUGCUCUGAAAGCCAGAUGUGUGCGUCCUCGACUCACCCUUUAUGUAUCCAGGGAGCUGGAAACAAGUGGAAAAGACAGCCCCCCACACCCAGCAUCUGCCAUUUACCACGAGGUGUAUCUGGAAGAAUUAACUACCACUGAGCUGACCAAUAAGCUGGUAGAGCUGCUCAGCCUCCCAGCCAAUCAGAUCCAGCAGCUUUCCAGACAGGGGCCUACAGGAAUUCAUAUCCUUGUCAGUGAUCAGAUGGUCAGAAAUCUUCCAGAUGAAUCCUGUUUUGUAGCAGCUGUAACCAAAGUGCAGAAUGCAGAAGGCUACCACUUAGUUCUGAAAUAGACUUGGCUCAUCUAGAAGACCUGCUGCUGGCCUGUGAGAAGAAAGGGGUGGGGAGAUCAGAAUGAUGCACACCCAGGCACAACAAUAAAGUCCCAAGAUUGCUAUAUUCCAAUGAACUCAAGAUUUCCCAAGGCGAAAUUCUUCACCAUUCAGAAUGGAAGGACAAAAAUCUUGGCUUUGUUUGUACUGGGCAAUUGAAACAGGAGCCCUGUCCAUCUUUCUAUCCUGUCUCUGAAAUUUGCAAAGGAGGGUGAUGGGUACAAAGCGGGGGUGAGGGGUAUGAAUCAACCAGCAAGCAUAAUAUUGCAAGCAUGUGGUUAAUGGGGAAGAGGGAGCAGCAAAGUUGCCAUAGUUACACAACAGAAAGUACCCAAGUCAGAGAUACUGUGCCUAAAUGGCACAGGGUAAAAUAGAGGUUUUAAAAAAAAUAAACCACCAGUCAGUAUAAGGCUUUCCUACAGUGCAGAAUUUGAUGUUCUAAAAGUGCAGAAUGUAGUUAUCAUUAACCAGUCCUUGUGGUUCCUGUAAAAAGAAAGAUAUUUGUAUAAUUUUCAAAGCCCAUCACUAAUUAUAGUGGAAUUAUGUUACCAAAGCAAACAUCCCCUUCUUGCCCACCCCCACCCCCACCUUAGAGUCUAGUUGGGAGGAAAUGGGCUAAAACAGC